This is a messenger RNA of Paraglomus brasilianum, 148 nucleotides long. The record is from the annotation of a GenBank genome assembly. Lineage: Eukaryota; Fungi; Glomeromycota; Glomeromycetes; Paraglomerales; Paraglomeraceae.
UUCAGCCAGCAACUGGAAGGAAAGCAAGAGAGACUGGAGACGGAGAAGACAAGGUGGAGUGUCCAGUGGUAUCCCUGGCUGCUAUUACAUUUAUCGCGCAUUCAUCCCCGACAAAAUGGACAAUCGUUGAUUUUAUCGUCGAUCUUCG